CUCGUGAACUAUUGUCGACGUUGAAAAGUUUUGUUUAGCAUCUCCCUUUCCAAAUCAGAAAAGUACUCCUCUGGACUUUAUCUUCCCAUUCCGCCAUUUUCAAAACCUGCUCAUUCCUCUUUACAUUUCUCCCACAAUUUCCAAACCAAUGUUCCAUCCCUCCAUUUCAAGACCCAAUCUUCUUCUUCUCCUUCUUCCUUUUCUGUUUUAACCCCAAAAUGUCCAAACUAACCCCACCAUUUCUCCUCCUCAUCCUCAUCCCCAUUCUCUCUGCUUUGCCCUUUCAAGGAAAUUCCCAGCCCAUUAAUGGCGGCGCCAGCCAAGAAAGGUCCAUUUUACUAGAUAUAAAGCGCCAUUUUUCCGACCCAUCAAGUCUUUCCCACUGGACUACUCAGUCAAGGGACCACUGUAGCUGGCCGGAGAUCACCUGCUCCGGCGGCUCUGUCACCGGCCUCCGGCUAGUCUACCUCAUGCUCAACCAGACAAUCCCACCGUCCAUCUGCAACCUGGAAAACCUCACAGCUCUUGAUCUCAACCACAACCUAAUCCCCGGGGGUUUUCCGGCAUCACUGUACAAAUGCUCGAAUCUUGAGUUCUUGGAUUUGUCCUACAACGGCUUCAACGGCUCCAUCUCCGGCGACUUCGGUCGCCUCUCCUCCCGCCUGAGGACCCUCAACCUCUCCGCCAACUCCUUCAUCGACGGCAUCCCACCCUCCAUCGGAGGGCUCAAGGAGCUAAGAGAGCUUCACCUUGCCAUGUCCUUCAACAGCGGGUCCCUCCCUCCGGAAAUCGGGGAGCUUUUGAAUCUUGAAGUUCUUGAUUUGAACGACAACCUAUUUUCACCUCAGGAAAUCCCUCCGAGCAUCACGAACUUGAAGAACCUGAGGAUUCUCUGGGUCAGAAAUGCCAAUUUGGUCGGAGAAAUCCCGGAGAAGAUCAGCAACAUGACAGCCAUGGAGUUCUUGGAUUCGUCCAGGAAUAGCUUGAGUGGACACAUUCCACUUGACAUGUUUCUGUUAAAGAACUUGACCAACAUUUACCUCACAGCCAACAGAUUGAGAGGCCCUAUUCCUGCUUCCAUUGAGGCCUUGAAUUUGAACUCCAUUGAUUUGUCCAAUAACAGCUUGACAGGUCGAAUACCCAAAGAUUUCGGGAGGCUGACGAAGCUGGAGGUGUUGGUCCUCUUCCAGAAUCAGUUGUCGGGCGAGAUUCCGGGCAGCAUCGGUCAGUUGCCCGGGUUGCGAGAUGUCAGGCUGUUCGCCAACGGUUUGUCGGGUCGAAUCCCACCAGAUUUUGGUAAGUUCUCAAAGUUGCAAACUUUUGAUGUUUCCACAAACAAUCUUGAGGGUUCUUUGCCAGAGGGGCUGUGUGAUAACAAGGUGUUGUCAAGCUUGAUUGCUUUUGACAACAAUCUCACAGGUGAGAUCCCAAAGUCUCUUGGGGAUUGUGAUUCUCUCUUCGUUUUGAGAGUGGAAAAGAAUAGACUUUCUGGGAGAAUUCCAGAUGGGUUAUGGACUGGUAGAAAUCUGUCAAAGUUAUUUGUUAAUGACAACUUGUUCACCGGUGAGCUUCCACAGAAGGCUGGGUCAAGUUUAUCUCAAGUGGAAAUAAGCGGAAACCGAUUUUCAGGCGAAAUCCCUGCAGGGGUUUCUUCUUGGACCAAUCUGGUUAACUUCAAGGCAGGAAACAAUCUCUUGACAGGCGAAAUCCCACAAGAAUUGACCGUUCUGCCCCAGUUAUCGGUUCUCUGGCUUGAUGGGAAUCAGCUUUCUGGGAGCCUCCCACAGAAAAUCGUCUCGUGGAAGUCGCUAACCUCCCUGAAAUGCAACAGGAACCAGCUUUCUGGCGAAAUCCCUUCAGCACUUGGUCUUCUGCUAAACCUGAAUGACUUGGACCUGUCCGAGAACGAACUAUCCGGGCAAAUCCCACCCGAAAUAGGGCAGUUGAGGCUGACCUCACUCAACCUGUCUUCAAAUCUCCUCUCUGGGAGAAUCCCAGGCCAGCUUGAAAAUGCAGCUUUUGACAAGAGCUUCUUGAAUAACGCCGACCUUUGUUCAACCCAACCUUCAUUUGGCCUCAGAAUUUGCAAGCCAAAAACCAAAAAACCAGACGGGGAAUCCAUAAGAGUCAUAGCCAUUCUUGGAAGCAUUGCUGCAGCCUUAUUCCUGGCAGCCAUUCUCUCGAUUCUGUUAGUUUUGCGAAAGAAUAAGAAGAGAAAGGAAAGGAUAGUGGCGCCGAAUUGGAAACUCACACCCUUCCACAAACUGAGCUUCAAUGAAUCAUACAUUCUGUCGAAUUUGACAGAAAACAAUGCCAUAGGCAGCGGGGCUUCAGGGGAAGUUUACCUAGUAGACUUGCACCGGGCUGGCGAAAAAGUUGCUGUCAAGAGGAUUUGGAAUGCCCAGAAGAUGGAUCAAAAGCUGGAGAAGGAGUUUGAAGCAGAAGUGAAGAUUCUUGGAACGAUUCGCCACUACAACAUAGUGAAGCUCCUGUGUGGGAUCUCCAGCGAAGAAUCCAAGCUUCUUGUGUACGAGUACAUGGAGAAUCGAAGCUUGGAUCUAUGGCUCCACGCAAAGAGAAGACCGUCGGGUUUGCCUCACCACCGAGUCCUGCAAUGGCCCACCAGGCUGCACAUUGCCAUUGGAGUUGCCCAGGGGCUCUGCUACUUGCAUCACAACUGCUCUCCUCCCAUUCUUCACAGAGACGUGAAAACCAGCAAUGUGCUCCUGGACUCCGAGUUCAAUGCUAAAAUCGCAGAUUUUGGACUCGCAAGAAUGUUGAUCAAGCACGGCGAACCUAACACGGUCUCAACAGUCGUUGGUUCUUUUGGCUACAUUGCUCCUGAGUACGCACAAAAAAGCAAAGUGAAUGAGAAGAUUGACGUGUAUAGCUUCGGCGUGAUCCUCCUGGAGCUCGCCACGGGAAGGGAGCCCAAUGACGGCUCGGAGGAGCUAUGCCUGGCAGAUUGGGCAUGGCAACACGUCCAAGGAGGAAAACCCAUAGCCGACGCGGUGGAUGCAGAUGUCAAGAAGCCGCAGUACAUGAAGGAAAUGGAGGACGUGUUCAAACUCGGGGUCUUCUGCACCGCCACAUUUCCUUCUGCAAGGCCUACUAUGAAAGAGGCCCUCCAAAUCCUGCUGCGCCACCGCCAAGUGGCGGGUGAUGGGAAGAUGAACAGAGGAAGCGAGCGUGACGCUUCGCCACUCCUCAGAUAUUCAAGGAGUGAGAGGAUUAUGGGGAGGGAAGAUGAUGAAUAUGUGUCCAUAGCUUGAUGUGUUAUAGGGAAUGUAUAAGAUGGAUCUUUACAGAAAAUAUUCAGAUGAGUGUGUCUUUUUUAGUUAGGAAUAUUGGAAUGCAACCAGAAACUUUGUAAUUAUUUUAUGGGGGACAAUGAGCCUAUUGCACAUCAGAAGACAAUAAGUUUUUUUAUUACUUUGGCAAUUUAUUGCAAAUUUGGUUGUAUUACUGGGCUUGAUCUUUGGAGAGUCCACACAAAUUGAUGAUGGGCAACGUAAGGGAAACAAGAGACAAAAACAAACUCAAAGGAGAAUAGAGACCUACGAAAAUAUUAUGUCAGCGUGGCACAAGGUAUUUUU
Cuscuta campestris is the source of this 3596-nucleotide messenger RNA. Lineage: Eukaryota; Viridiplantae; Streptophyta; Magnoliopsida; Solanales; Convolvulaceae. The record is from the annotation of a GenBank genome assembly.